CACAUCUUCGGGUCACAACUCACAAGUUCACCAGUAAUCAUUCAUCUGAGCACUCCCAAUCAGCAGCCACUUCAUUGCUGUCUCAUACUCUUUCAACAGAGGUGAAUUCUUCCUAUUCUACUCAGAUUUUCGCUGAUUCGCCACAAAGAAACCAACAGGUUGGGAUCUAGAGAAACAGAUGAGCUAAAACAAACGCUAAAUGAUAGAACAGAGGUACAGUAAUUUCUGUUUCAGAUAAUUUUCAAAUUGCUGGAAUCGAUCUACGGAGUACAACCAAUCUAUUUUGGAUAAUAGAAGUGAAAUAACUUCAUUUCCAUGCGAUUUCGUGGCUGAACAGAUCGAUUUUGUUUUUAGCAUUGUUGGAAAUGGAGAUUAAUUUAGAAAGAAAGAAGGAAGAAAAUGUGAUGUCGUGUGGAAUUCAUUAAUGUUGGAAGUUAAAUAUGGAACCCAAAUCACCUUCAAAGAUCAAGAUUUCAAUCAUGGGUUUCACUCGGUAUAAACGGGUCAUGAGAUUAUGUAUAGUUAGUCUACUGAUAUUGUUGUUAUUGGCUGGUGGUUAUCUCGCAUUUAAGCCAACGAAGGCUUGUGACUUUUAUACGGUUGUUGUGGAUUGUGGAAGCACCGGAACGCGAGUGAAUGUAUAUAAGUGGAAAACCAGAAAUUCCGGUGACUGGGAUUUGCCUAUUUUGGAGCAUUCUUAUCCUGACGAUGCAACUGUUAGUCUGUUUUCAAGGAGUUCUUGCAAGUAUCAUUGUAUGCAGACAGAGCCAGGCUUAGAUAAGUUUGUUGGUAAUACCACGGGAGUGAGGCUAUCCUUGGCACCAUUGAUGCAGUGGGCAGGACGGUGGGUGCCUCUCGAAAGACAUGGAGAGACUCCAAUUUUUGUUCUAGCUACUGCUGGACUGAGGAGGUUACCAAUUGAGGAUGCUAGGCUGGUUUUGGAUGAUGUGGAGCAUGUUCUUAAGGAACACUCAUUUGUUUAUCGGAGAAGUUGGAUAAGGAUAUUGAGUGGGAGAGAAGAAGCUUAUUAUGGAUGGGUGGCUUUGAACUAUAAAAUGGGGAAUUUAGGAAAUUCAUCAGAGAGUCCUACAUUGGGACUUUUAGAUCUGGGAGGUUCAUCGUUGCAGAUUGUUAUAGAAGUUUAUGAUGGGGCAAGAGACAAUAUGCACUUGAUACAAACAAAGAUUGGCUCUGUUGAACACCAGAUUUUUGCAUCCUCAUUACCAUCAUUUGGCUUGAACGAGGCAUUUGAUAGAACAGUUGCCAUGCUCCAUCAGUUGCAGCCCAUUAAAGGAAGUACUGAUGAAAAAAUCAAACUUAGGCAUCCUUGUCUACGUUCUGAUUUUCUACAAAAUUAUACUUGCUAUGCUUGUGACCUGCCCAACCUCAUUCACAAAAAGAGUUUGAGUGGUCAAAGUCAUAAAAGUGAAUAUAUUUAUUUGGUUGGAGAUCCUGAUUGGGAGAAAUGCAAAGUAAUUGCUAGGGCAGCUGCUACUAACUCAAGCAGUUUAGAUUGGUCACACUCGCAGCCAACAUUUCAUGCUAAUUGCGAAGCAAGACUAUCUUCUUCCAAUGGUAGUGACAUCCUUAAUUUGAUAGCUUAUUCAAGCAGACGCUUUCAUGCUUUGUCAGGAUUUUUUGCUGUUUACAACACAUUAGAUUUGGUAAGAGCAAAUUUAACUGAAAUUUGGGAGAAAGGUGAGCAGUUGUGCUUAGAAUCAUGGGAUGACUCGAGCAACAUUUCCAGAACCCAAAACUACUUCGGACAGUACUGUUUCCGAGUGCCUUAUAUGGUAUCACUCCUUGAAGAUGCAUUGUGUUUAGGUGAUAAAGAAAUAGUUUUCGGUCCUGGGAAUAUAUCUUGGACCUUGGGAGCUGCACUUGUUGAGGGGGAAUACCUAUGGCUAAGCUUUUCUAGAACAAGCAUUUCAUCCCUGAAAAUCAUGGAUGUCAUAGCUUCCCCUGUUUUUGUUUUCCUACUACUUUUGUCUCUCUUAUUUAUUGUUUACUGUAGUCAAAUCAAGCUGCCUGUGCUGGGAAAGAGGGUUACUGCUGUUGGGCCAUCUUUGCCACCUUACCUUUACCCGAAACGCCGUCCAAACUAAUGCUUAGUCACAACUUUGUUAAAGUGAAGAACUUGUCAGGUAUUAAUCAUUGUUCCUUUUAUGUACAAAUACAAUGUAUAAUUCAUUUUUUCUUUAAAUAGUAUCAGUUGCCCUUUCAUGUAAAA
This is a messenger RNA of Manihot esculenta (cassava), 2230 nucleotides long. Its product is annotated as probable apyrase 7. The transcript has 2 exons. The coding region runs from base 441 to 2105 and encodes 554 amino acids. Lineage: Eukaryota; Viridiplantae; Streptophyta; Magnoliopsida; Malpighiales; Euphorbiaceae. Gene Ontology annotation, cellular component: membrane. The record is from RefSeq and is a predicted model, not a curated record. Gene Ontology annotation, molecular function: nucleoside diphosphate phosphatase activity. Gene Ontology annotation, biological process: nucleoside diphosphate catabolic process.